CGACAGCUAGGAUAGGAGGCGGCGGCCGGGGAGAGGUCCACUGUGCCCGAGGGACUGUGGUUCUCCGGCCCCUCCACGUCCCAAAGUCCGCGGGCCGGGCGGGGCCGAGAGCGGUUUCCUGAGCCUCGUGUGCAGAUCCGUCACCGCGCCCGACUUUGAUCUCGGGACAGAGAAAGGCGGCUUCUCUCCGUUCUACAUUCUUCCGAGGAAUUUCUUUUAGAUAGAAUCCUCGCGUUAGCUAGAAAUACAGAUUACUUGGUUGUGGCUUCCAAAACCACUUGAAAUACUUAGGCAAUAAUUUUAUUUAUCGUCUUCCGUUUUUGAGAUACUGCGUGUGAAAUAGUUUUGUAAACUGCAAAGUAAAGCGGGGAAAAUCUUAGGAAUAACUGACUACCUCUAAGAGCCACUCAGUACACAUGCAUGUUGCUUAGAUAUUUGUUAGAGCCUAAAGCUGGCAAAGAGAAGGUGGUAAUGAAGCUUAAGAAACUGGAGUCCAGUGUGAGCACUGGCCGUAAAUGGUUCAGACUAGGCAAUGUGGUACAUGCUGUACAGGCCACUGAGGAGAGCAUUCAUGCCAAUGACCUGGUACCCCGUUUGUGCCUGACAUUAGCCAACCUCAACCGUGUGAUUUAUUUCAUCUGUGACACAAUCCUCUGGGUGAAGAGUGUAGGUCUCGCCUCUGGCAUCAACAAAGAGAAAUGGCGAAUGUGGGCUGCCCGCCACUACUACUACUCUCUCCUGCUGAGCCUCGGCAGGGAUCUGUAUGAAAUCUCCCAGCAGAUGGAACAGGUUGCACACAACAGGGCAAAGAGGGAGAAAUCCUCACCAUGGGAUCCUCUGGAGUACAGCGUGGCUGACGAGGAGACCGAAUGGCUCCAGUCCUUUCUCCUUCUCUUAUUCCAGUCUCUGAAGCAGCAUCCUCCCCUCCUCCUCGACACAGUGAAGAACUUUUGUGAUAUUCUGAACCCUUUGGACCAGCUGGGAAUCUAUAAGUCUAAUCCUGGCUUCAUUGGACUUGGAGGACUUGUGUCUUCUGUGGCAGGCAUGAUCAUUGUGGCGUAUCCUCAGAUGAAGCUGAAGACCCGCUAGCGUGUUUUCCGGCUGAGAAGUAGUAGUAUCUGCUUUAACAGAUGAACUUUUAAUGGAUCGGACAUUUGCAUUAGUCAUGGGCCAUUUCAGACUGUGCUUAAGUUCUUGUACAUGUGAACAUUUAGUGACCUGUGAUGUGAGCAGAGGUGGGGCCAAGAAUGGAGAAGGGGAGAUCAUGAAGAUUAGUAUGUAUUUUUUUUAGAGUGCUAGAGUGACUUGUGAGUUUAUGGAUAUUUUCCCUUCAUCUAACAUUUAUUGAACCUCUCUUACAUGUAUAGUAGGAGCAUAGUGCUUGCUGAAUAAAUAAAAAUGGAAAGGGAAAAAAUU
This is a messenger RNA of Nycticebus coucang (slow loris), 1416 nucleotides long. RefSeq names its product peroxisomal biogenesis factor 11 alpha (gene PEX11A). Gene Ontology annotation, cellular component: peroxisomal membrane. The transcript is spliced from 3 exons. NCBI's taxonomy places the organism in Eukaryota, Metazoa, Chordata, Mammalia, Primates, Lorisidae. Bases 421 to 1089 code for a protein of 222 amino acids. The record is from RefSeq and is a predicted model, not a curated record. Gene Ontology annotation, biological process: regulation of peroxisome size; peroxisome fission.